AUGAGGACCACGAACGUCAGCGACAAGGUGCUGAACCUCCAUCAGGACCUGCGGAUCGGGAUCUGGCUGGCCGGCGAUCAUGUCCCGCGACUGCCGGGCUUCAUCUCAGUGGGGUCCCGGGCGGCCAUGGAUCCCCGAUCUGCGGAUCCAGAUCCGGCUGUGCCUGCGGUGGAGCGCCCCGAGUAUGGAAUUGUGCGUGAAAAACUACAACGGCCAAGACCGACGGCGAUCAAGUGUCUGAACGGCGAAUCAAGUGGAGAUCAAGAGGUCUUUGACCACUCGUCUUCGGACAAUCCACCGUCGGAAAGUCUGCCGCCUGAUUGUCGACCGUUGGAUUCUGUGUCUGUCGCAAGUUAUGAGUCGAAUCUAUCGUCUAUCGCACAUGACGACUCUAUGUCACAUGUCACAAUGGUCGUGGGGGCUGUAGAUCAAGGUCCGCCUUCUCAAGAAGUCCAAGAUCCGAAGGUGACGUUAAAGGAUGAUGAGUCAAACCCAUCAUCAUUGAUGGGUGUAGAAUCUGGGACGAGUCAUAAGUUACGUGAUCGGUUAAACCAGAAGGACACCGCGUCUAUGUCGCAGAAAAAGCACGAAGACUGGGCAGCAGUUCCUGAAAAUCAACCUGAAACAUCGGAUCUGGACCUCACUUGGAGCUCGGAUAGGGAUUUCGACGAAUGUAUGUAUUAUCACGAAGGCUGUGAUCUCUACGCCGAAGAUGUCAAUGGACAACUUGCGGUACUACCCGAAGGUCCGGUAACGACGGAAGAUGUGAGGAUCGAGGACAUCCAAUUGUGCAGAUCAGAUAAUCAGACGCCGAAAUCGACCGAUUCUGUCAGCGGUUCUGGAAGUUUCAACAUUCCUGAUCGGCAAGAGAAAUGCACCCCGCCAGCAGAUCGAGGGGUUGUGUGUGAUAUUGAUGUGAAAGGAGCUGGACCGAUCGCGCUUAUAUGCCGUAAGCUGCGGAUUCAGUUCCGAGAGAAGUUGGCAGAACUGAUCAAGGGUCGCCUGUCUGCAAAGAUGAUCAACCACUCAAGAUCUUCAUGGGCAUCGCCGAUCGUCGUGAUCAUCAAUCUGACACAGCUGAUGGUUUACCCGAUGCCUCUAAUCAACGAUCUACGGAAGGUUCUGGGGUCUAUACUAUUGUAUUGUUCACUGGAUAUGGCGAGGGGAUUUUGGGUGGUGAAGAUGAUGGAUCUGUCCCCCUGA
Phytophthora megakarya is the source of this 1203-nucleotide messenger RNA. Lineage: Eukaryota; Oomycota; Peronosporomycetes; Peronosporales; Peronosporaceae. The record is from the annotation of a GenBank genome assembly.